AUGGCGGGGUCAUCACUGUCAUCGCUCGAGAAGAGCAUCCUGGAGCUGUGCCAGGAGAACCCCGAGGGUCUAUCAGAUAAAAUCCUCGAGUCGGAGCUCUCAUAUGUGCCUCUGGCCGACCGAGUGAAUGCUAUCAAUGGGCUGCUGCAAAAGAGAGCGCUUCAGCUGUUCAAAUCAGGUGACACGCUCCUGUACAAGCACGUCAGCCAAGACCAAGCCGUGCAGCAUAUGGACGCGGGACAUGAAGACUCGCACCAACCUGCAGCAGCCGCAGGUCACCCUCUCUUGCUUCCCUCACUGCACAUUCCCCACCGUGCCCCCCCUCACCCCCACCAUGAUGCUUUUAUAUCCUCCCUGCCAUACCCCCAUCCGACAGGCAUCUGGACGCGGGACAUGAAGACUCGCACCAACCUGCAGCAGCCGCAGAUCACCAAGAUCAUUAAAACGUUGGAAGGAAGGAAGCUGAUCAAAGCAGUCAAAUCGGUCAACAACAAGAGUCGCAAGCUCUACAUGCUCUAUGAGCUUGAGCCAUCCCGGGAGGUCACAGGAGGCGCGUGGUACACGGAUGCUGAGUUUGAUGCGGAGUUCAUCCAGGCUUUGAGGCAGCUGUGCCUGACCCACAUCGUCAAGCUGGGAGGCGAUACGCUUGAAGGGGUGGUGGAGGCAGUGAGGAGGGCAGGCAGUGGGGGAAGAGAGGACCUGAGAAUGGAAGAUUUUAGACAGGUGGUGGUGGCUGUGGGGAUAGUGGUGGCUGUGGGGAUAGUGGUGGCUGUGGGGAUAGUGGUGGCUGUGGGGAUAGUGGUGGCUGUGGGGAUAGUGGUGGCUGUGGGGAUAGUGGUGGCUGUGGGGAUAGUGGUGGCUGUGGGGAUAGUGGUGGCUGUGGGGAUAGUGGUGGCUGUGGGGAUAGUGGUGGCUGUGGGGAUAGUGGUGGCUGUGGGGAUAGUGGUGGCUGUGGGGAUAGUGGUGGCUGUGGGGAUAGUGGUGGCUGUGGGGAUAGUGGUGGCUGUGGGGAUAGUGGUGGCUGUGGGGAUAGUGGUGGCUGUGGGGAUAGUGGUGGCUGUGGGGAUAGUGGUGGCUGUGGGGAUAGUGGUGGCUGUGGGGAUAGUGGUGGCUGUGGGGAUAGUGGUGGCUGUGGGGAUAGUGGUGGCUGUGGGGAUAGUGGUGGCUGUGGGGAUAGUGGUGGCUGUGGGGAUAGUGGUGGCUGUGGGGAUAGUGGUGGCUGUGGGGAUAGUGGUGGCUGUGGGGAUAGUGGUGGCUGUGGGGAUAGUGGUGGCUGUGGGGAUAGUGGUGGCUGUGGGGAUAGUGGUGGCUGUGGGGAUAGUGGUGGCUGUGGGGAUAGUGGUGGCUGUGGGGAUAGUGGUGGCUGUGGGGAUAGUGGUGGCUGUGGGGAUAGUGGUGGCUGUGGGGAUAGUGGUGGCUGUGGGGAUAGUGGUGGCUGUGGGGAUAGUGGUGGCUGUGGGGAUAGUGGUGGCUGUGGGGAUAGUGGUGGCUGUGGGGAUAGUGGUGGCUGUGGGGAUAGUGGUGGCUGUGGGGAUAGUGGUGGCUGUGGGGAUAGUGGUGGCUGUGGGGAUAGUGGUGGCUGUGGGGAUAGUGGUGGCUGUGGGGAUAGUGGUGGCUGUGGGGAUAGUGGUGGCUGUGGGGAUAGUGGUGGCUGUGGGGAUAGUGGUGGCUGUGGGGAUAGUGGUGGCUGUGGGGAUAGUGGUGGCUGUGGGGAUAGUGGUGGCUGUGGGGAUAGUGGUGGCUGUGGGGAUAGUGGUGGCUGUGGGGAUAGUGGUGGCUGUGGGGAUAGUGGUGGCUGUGGGGAUAGUGGUGGCUGUGGGGAUAGUGGUGGCUGUGGGGAUAGUGGUGGCUGUGGGGAUAGUGGUGGCUGUGGGGAUAGUGGUGGCUGUGGGGAUAGUGGUGGCUGUGGGGAUAGUGGUGGCUGUGGGGAUAGUGGUGGCUGUGGGGAUAGUGGUGGCUGUGGGGAUAGUGGUGGCUGUGGGGAUAGUGGUGGCUGUGGGGAUAGUGGUGGCUGUGGGGAUAGUGGUGGCUGUGGGGAUAGUGGUGGCUGUGGGGAUAGUGGUGGCUGUGGGGAUAGUGGUGGCUGUGGGGAUAGUGGUGGCUGUGGGGAUAGUGGUGGCUGUGGGGAUAGUGGUGGCUGUGGGGAUAGUGGUGGCUGUGGGGAUAGUGGUGGCUGUGGGGAUAGUGGUGGCUGUGGGGAUAGUGGUGGCUGUGGGGAUAGUGGUGGCUGUGGGGAUAGUGGUGGCUGUGGGGAUAGUGGUGGCUGUGGGGAUAGUGGUGGCUGUGGGGAUAGUGGUGGCUGUGGGGAUAGUGGUGGCUGUGGGGAUAGUGGUGGCUGUGGGGAUAGUGGUGGCUGUGGGGAUAGUGGUGGCUGUGGGGAUAGUGGUGGCUGUGGGGAUAGUGGUGGCUGUGGGGAUAGUGGUGGCUGUGGGGAUAGUGGUGGCUGUGGGGAUAGUGGUGGCUGUGGGGAUAGUGGUGGCUGUGGGGAUAGUGGUGGCUGUGGGGAUAGUGGUGGCUGUGGGGAUAGUGGUGGCUGUGGGGAUAGUGGUGGCUGUGGGGAUAGUGGUGGCUGUGGGGAUAGUGGUGGCUGUGGGGAUAGUGGUGGCUGUGGGGAUAGUGGUGGCUGUGGGGAUAGUGGUGGCUGUGGGGAUAGUGGUGGCUGUGGGGAUAGUGGUGGCUGUGGGGAUAGUGGUGGCUGUGGGGAUAGUGGUGGCUGUGGGGAUAGUGGUGGCUGUGGGGAUAGUGGUGGCUGUGGGGAUAGUGGUGGCUGUGGGGAUAGUGGUGGCUGUGGGGAUAGUGGUGGCUGUGGGGAUAGUGGUGGCUGUGGGGAUAGUGGUGGCUGUGGGGAUAGUGGUGGCUGUGGGGAUAGUGGUGGCUGUGGGGAUAGUGGUGGCUGUGGGGAUAGUGGUGGCUGUGGGGAUAGUGGUGGCUGUGGGGAUAGUGGUGGCUGUGGGGAUAGUGGUGGCUGUGGGGAUAGUGGUGGCUGUGGGGAUAGUGGUGGCUGUGGGGAUAGUGGUGGCUGUGGGGAUAGUGGUGGCUGUGGGGAUAGUGGUGGCUGUGGGGAUAGUGGUGGCUGUGGGGAUAGUGGUGGCUGUGGGGAUAGUGGUGGCUGUGGGGAUAGUGGUGGCUGUGGGGAUAGUGGUGGCUGUGGGGAUAGUGGUGGCUGUGGGGAUAGUGGUGGCUGUGGGGAUAGUGGUGGCUGUGGGGAUAGUGGUGGCUGUGGGGAUAGUGGUGGCUGUGGGGAUAGUGGUGGCUGUGGGGAUAGUGGUGGCUGUGGGGAUAGUGGUGGCUGUGGGGAUAGUGGUGGCUGUGGGGAUAGUGGUGGCUGUGGGGAUAGUGGUGGCUGUGGGGAUAGUGGUGGCUGUGGGGAUAGUGGUGGCUGUGGGGAUAGUGGUGGCUGUGGGGAUAGUGGUGGCUGUGGGGAUAGUGGUGGCUGUGGGGAUAGUGGUGGCUGUGGGGAUAGUGGUGGCUGUGGGGAUAGUGGUGGCUGUGGGGAUAGUGGUGGCUGUGGGGAUAGUGGUGGCUGUGGGGAUAGUGGUGGCUGUGGGGAUAGUGGUGGCUGUGGGGAUAGUGGUGGCUGUGGGGAUAGUGGUGGCUGUGGGGAUAGUGGUGGCUGUGGGGAUAGUGGUGGCUGUGGGGAUAGUGGUGGCUGUGGGGAUAGUGGUGGCUGUGGGGAUAGUGGUGGCUGUGGGGAUAGUGGUGGCUGUGGGGAUAGUGGUGGCUGUGGGGAUAGUGGUGGCUGUGGGGAUAGUGGUGGCUGUGGGGAUAGUGGUGGCUGUGGGGAUAGUGGUGGCUGUGGGGAUAGUGGUGGCUGUGGGGAUAGUGGUGGCUGUGGGGAUAGUGGUGGCUGUGGGGAUAGUGGUGGCUGUGGGGAUAGUGGUGGCUGUGGGGAUAGUGGUGGCUGUGGGGAUAGUGGUGGCUGUGGGGAUAGUGGUGGCUGUGGGGAUAGUGGUGGCUGUGGGGAUAGUGGUGGCUGUGGGGAUAGUGGUGGCUGUGGGGAUAGUGGUGGCUGUGGGGAUAGUGGUGGCUGUGGGGAUAGUGGUGGCUGUGGGGAUAGUGGUGGCUGUGGGGAUAGUGGUGGCUGUGGGGAUAGUGGUGGCUGUGGGGAUAGUGGUGGCUGUGGGGAUAGUGGUGGCUGUGGGGAUAGUGGUGGCUGUGGGGAUAGUGGUGGCUGUGGGGAUAGUGGUGGCUGUGGGGAUAGUGGUGGCUGUGGGGAUAGUGGUGGCUGUGGGGAUAGUGGUGGCUGUGGGGAUAGUGGUGGCUGUGGGGAUAGUGGUGGCUGUGGGGAUAGUGGUGGCUGUGGGGAUAGUGGUGGCUGUGGGGAUAGUGGUGGCUGUGGGGAUAGUGGUGGCUGUGGGGAUAGUGGUGGCUGUGGGGAUAGUGGUGGCUGUGGGGAUAGUGGUGGCUGUGGGGAUAGUGGUGGCUGUGGGGAUAGUGGUGGCUGUGGGGAUAGUGGUGGCUGUGGGGAUAGUGGUGGCUGUGGGGAUAGUGGUGGCUGUGGGGAUAGUGGUGGCUGUGGGGAUAGUGGUGGCUGUGGGGAUAGUGGUGGCUGUGGGGAUAGUGGUGGCUGUGGGGAUAGUGGUGGCUGUGGGGAUAGUGGUGGCUGUGGGGAUAGUGGUGGCUGUGGGGAUAGUGGUGGCUGUGGGGAUAGUGGUGGCUGUGGGGAUAGUGGUGGCUGUGGGGAUAGUGGUGGCUGUGGGGAUAGUGGUGGCUGUGGGGAUAGUGGUGGCUGUGGGGAUAGUGGUGGCUGUGGGGAUAGUGGUGGCUGUGGGGAUAGUGGUGGCUGUGGGGAUAGUGGUGGCUGUGGGGAUAGUGGUGGCUGUGGGGAUAGUGGUGGCUGUGGGGAUAGUGGUGGCUGUGGGGAUAGUGGUGGCUGUGGGGAUAGUGGUGGCUGUGGGGAUAGUGGUGGCUGUGGGGAUAGUGGUGGCUGUGGGGAUAGUGGUGGCUGUGGGGAUAGUGGUGGCUGUGGGGAUAGUGGUGGCUGUGGGGAUAGUGGUGGCUGUGGGGAUAGUGGUGGCUGUGGGGAUAGUGGUGGCUGUGGGGAUAGUGGUGGCUGUGGGGAUAGUGGUGGCUGUGGGGAUAGUGGUGGCUGUGGGGAUAGUGGUGGCUGUGGGGAUAGUGGUGGCUGUGGGGAUAGUGGUGGCUGUGGGGAUAGUGGUGGCUGUGGGGAUAGUGGUGGCUGUGGGGAUAGUGGUGGCUGUGGGGAUAGUGGUGGCUGUGGGGAUAGUGGUGGCUGUGGGGAUAGUGGUGGCUGUGGGGAUAGUGGUGGCUGUGGGGAUAGUGGUGGCUGUGGGGAUAGUGGUGGCUGUGGGGAUAGUGGUGGCUGUGGGGAUAGUGGUGGCUGUGGGGAUAGUGGUGGCUGUGGGGAUAGUGGUGGCUGUGGGGAUAGUGGUGGCUGUGGGGAUAGUGGUGGCUGUGGGGAUAGUGGUGGCUGUGGGGAUAGUGGUGGCUGUGGGGAUAGUGGUGGCUGUGGGGAUAGUGGUGGCUGUGGGGAUAGUGGUGGCUGUGGGGAUAGUGGUGGCUGUGGGGAUAGUGGUGGCUGUGGGGAUAGUGGUGGCUGUGGGGAUAGUGGUGGCUGUGGGGAUAGUGGUGGCUGUGGGGAUAGUGGUGGCUGUGGGGAUAGUGGUGGCUGUGGGGAUAGUGGUGGCUGUGGGGAUAGUGGUGGCUGUGGGGAUAGUGGUGGCUGUGGGGAUAGUGGUGGCUGUGGGGAUAGUGGUGGCUGUGGGGAUAGUGGUGGCUGUGGGGAUAGUGGUGGCUGUGGGGAUAGUGGUGGCUGUGGGGAUAGUGGUGGCUGUGGGGAUAGUGGUGGCUGUGGGGAUAGUGGUGGCUGUGGGGAUAGUGGUGGCUGUGGGGAUAGUGGUGGCUGUGGGGAUAGUGGUGGCUGUGGGGAUAGUGGUGGCUGUGGGGAUAGUGGUGGCUGUGGGGAUAGUGGUGGCUGUGGGGAUAGUGGUGGCUGUGGGGAUAGUGGUGGCUGUGGGGAUAGUGGUGGCUGUGGGGAUAGUGGUGGCUGUGGGGAUAGUGGUGGCUGUGGGGAUAGUGGUGGCUGUGGGGAUAGUGGUGGCUGUGGGGAUAGUGGUGGCUGUGGGGAUAGUGGUGGCUGUGGGGAUAGUGGUGGCUGUGGGGAUAGUGGUGGCUGUGGGGAUAGUGGUGGCUGUGGGGAUAGUGGUGGCUGUGGGGAUAGUGGUGGCUGUGGGGAUAGUGGUGGCUGUGGGGAUAGUGGUGGCUGUGGGGAUAGUGGUGGCUGUGGGGAUAGUGGUGGCUGUGGGGAUAGUGGUGGCUGUGGGGAUAGUGGUGGCUGUGGGGAUAGUGGUGGCUGUGGGGAUAGUGGUGGCUGUGGGGAUAGUGGUGGCUGUGGGGAUAGUGGUGGCUGUGGGGAUAGUGGUGGCUGUGGGGAUAGUGGUGGCUGUGGGGAUAGUGGUGGCUGUGGGGAUAGUGGUGGCUGUGGGGAUAGUGGUGGCUGUGGGGAUAGUGGUGGCUGUGGGGAUAGUGGUGGCUGUGGGGAUAGUGGUGGCUGUGGGGAUAGUGGUGGCUGUGGGGAUAGUGGUGGCUGUGGGGAUAGUGGUGGCUGUGGGGAUAGUGGUGGCUGUGGGGAUAGUGGUGGCUGUGGGGAUAGUGGUGGCUGUGGGGAUAGUGGUGGCUGUGGGGAUAGUGGUGGCUGUGGGGAUAGUGGUGGCUGUGGGGAUAGUGGUGGCUGUGGGGAUAGUGGUGGCUGUGGGGAUAGUGGUGGCUGUGGGGAUAGUGGUGGCUGUGGGGAUAGUGGUGGCUGUGGGGAUAGUGGUGGCUGUGGGGAUAGUGGUGGCUGUGGGGAUAGUGGUGGCUGUGGGGAUAGUGGUGGCUGUGGGGAUAGUGGUGGCUGUGGGGAUAGUGGUGGCUGUGGGGAUAGUGGUGGCUGUGGGGAUAGUGGUGGCUGUGGGGAUAGUGGUGGCUGUGGGGAUAGUGGUGGCUGUGGGGAUAGUGGUGGCUGUGGGGAUAGUGGUGGCUGUGGGGAUAGUGGUGGCUGUGGGGAUAGUGGUGGCUGUGGGGAUAGUGGUGGCUGUGGGGAUAGUGGUGGCUGUGGGGAUAGUGGUGGCUGUGGGGAUAGUGGUGGCUGUGGGGAUAGUGGUGGCUGUGGGGAUAGUGGUGGCUGUGGGGAUAGUGGUGGCUGUGGGGAUAGUGGUGGCUGUGGGGAUAGUGGUGGCUGUGGGGAUAGUGGUGGCUGUGGGGAUAGUGGUGGCUGUGGGGAUAGUGGUGGCUGUGGGGAUAGUGGUGGCUGUGGGGAUAGUGGUGGCUGUGGGGAUAGUGGUGGCUGUGGGGAUAGUGGUGGCUGUGGGGAUAGUGGUGGCUGUGGGGAUAGUGGUGGCUGUGGGGAUAGUGGUGGCUGUGGGGAUAGUGGUGGCUGUGGGGAUAGUGGUGGCUGUGGGGAUAGUGGUGGCUGUGGGGAUAGUGGUGGCUGUGGGGAUAGUGGUGGCUGUGGGGAUAGUGGUGGCUGUGGGGAUAGUGGUGGCUGUGGGGAUAGUGGUGGCUGUGGGGAUAGUGGUGGCUGUGGGGAUAGUGGUGGCUGUGGGGAUAGUGGUGGCUGUGGGGAUAGUGGUGGCUGUGGGGAUAGUGGUGGCUGUGGGGAUAGUGGUGGCUGUGGGGAUAGUGGUGGCUGUGGGGAUAGUGGUGGCUGUGGGGAUAGUGGUGGCUGUGGGGAUAGUGGUGGCUGUGGGGAUAGUGGUGGCUGUGGGGAUAGUGGUGGCUGUGGGGAUAGUGGUGGCUGUGGGGAUAGUGGUGGCUGUGGGGAUAGUGGUGGCUGUGGGGAUAGUGGUGGCUGUGGGGAUAGUGGUGGCUGUGGGGAUAGUGGUGGCUGUGGGGAUAGUGGUGGCUGUGGGGAUAGUGGUGGCUGUGGGGAUAGUGGUGGCUGUGGGGAUAGUGGUGGCUGUGGGGAUAGUGGUGGCUGUGGGGAUAGUGGUGGCUGUGGGGAUAGUGGUGGCUGUGGGGAUAGUGGUGGCUGUGGGGAUAGUGGUGGCUGUGGGGAUAGUGGUGGCUGUGGGGAUAGUGGUGGCUGUGGGGAUAGUGGUGGCUGUGGGGAUAGUGGUGGCUGUGGGGAUAGUGGUGGCUGUGGGGAUAGUGGUGGCUGUGGGGAUAGUGGUGGCUGUGGGGAUAGUGGUGGCUGUGGGGAUAGUGGUGGCUGUGGGGAUAGUGGUGGCUGUGGGGAUAGUGGUGGCUGUGGGGAUAGUGGUGGCUGUGGGGAUAGUGGUGGCUGUGGGGAUAGUGGUGGCUGUGGGGAUAGUGGUGGCUGUGGGGAUAGUGGUGGCUGUGGGGAUAGUGGUGGCUGUGGGGAUAGUGGUGGCUGUGGGGAUAGUGGUGGCUGUGGGGAUAGUGGUGGCUGUGGGGAUAGUGGUGGCUGUGGGGAUAGUGGUGGCUGUGGGGAUAGUGGUGGCUGUGGGGAUAGUGGUGGCUGUGGGGAUAGUGGUGGCUGUGGGGAUAGUGGUGGCUGUGGGGAUAGUGGUGGCUGUGGGGAUAGUGGUGGCUGUGGGGAUAGUGGUGGCUGUGGGGAUAGUGGUGGCUGUGGGGAUAGUGGUGGCUGUGGGGAUAGUGGUGGCUGUGGGGAUAGUGGUGGCUGUGGGGAUAGUGGUGGCUGUGGGGAUAGUGGUGGCUGUGGGGAUAGUGGUGGCUGUGGGGAUAGUGGUGGCUGUGGGGAUAGUGGUGGCUGUGGGGAUAGUGGUGGCUGUGGGGAUAGUGGUGGCUGUGGGGAUAGUGGUGGCUGUGGGGAUAGUGGUGGCUGUGGGGAUAGUGGUGGCUGUGGGGAUAGUGGUGGCUGUGGGGAUAGUGGUGGCUGUGGGGAUAGUGGUGGCUGUGGGGAUAGUGGUGGCUGUGGGGAUAGUGGUGGCUGUGGGGAUAGUGGUGGCUGUGGGGAUAGUGGUGGCUGUGGGGAUAGUGGUGGCUGUGGGGAUAGUGGUGGCUGUGGGGAUAGUGGUGGCUGUGGGGAUAGUGGUGGCUGUGGGGAUAGUGGUGGCUGUGGGGAUAGUGGUGGCUGUGGGGAUAGUGGUGGCUGUGGGGAUAGUGGUGGCUGUGGGGAUAGUGGUGGCUGUGGGGAUAGUGGUGGCUGUGGGGAUAGUGGUGGCUGUGGGGAUAGUGGUGGCUGUGGGGAUAGUGGUGGCUGUGGGGAUAGUGGUGGCUGUGGGGAUAGUGGUGGCUGUGGGGAUAGUGGUGGCUGUGGGGAUAGUGGUGGCUGUGGGGAUAGUGGUGGCUGUGGGGAUAGUGGUGGCUGUGGGGAUAGUGGUGGCUGUGGGGAUAGUGGUGGCUGUGGGGAUAGUGGUGGCUGUGGGGAUAGUGGUGGCUGUGGGGAUAGUGGUGGCUGUGGGGAUAGUGGUGGCUGUGGGGAUAGUGGUGGCUGUGGGGAUAGUGGUGGCUGUGGGGAUAGUGGUGGCUGUGGGGAUAGUGGUGGCUGUGGGGAUAGUGGUGGCUGUGGGGAUAGUGGUGGCUGUGGGGAUAGUGGUGGCUGUGGGGAUAGUGGUGGCUGUGGGGAUAGUGGUGGCUGUGGGGAUAGUGGUGGCUGUGGGGAUAGUGGUGGCUGUGGGGAUAGUGGUGGCUGUGGGGAUAGUGGUGGCUGUGGGGAUAGUGGUGGCUGUGGGGAUAGUGGUGGCUGUGGGGAUAGUGGUGGCUGUGGGGAUAGUGGUGGCUGUGGGGAUAGUGGUGGCUGUGGGGAUAGUGGUGGCUGUGGGGAUAGUGGUGGCUGUGGGGAUAGUGGUGGCUGUGGGGAUAGUGGUGGCUGUGGGGAUAGUGGUGGCUGUGGGGAUAGUGGUGGCUGUGGGGAUAGUGGUGGCUGUGGGGAUAGUGGUGGCUGUGGGGAUAGUGGUGGCUGUGGGGAUAGUGGUGGCUGUGGGGAUAGUGGUGGCUGUGGGGAUAGUGGUGGCUGUGGGGAUAGUGGUGGCUGUGGGGAUAGUGGUGGCUGUGGGGAUAGUGGUGGCUGUGGGGAUAGUGGUGGCUGUGGGGAUAGUGGUGGCUGUGGGGAUAGUGGUGGCUGUGGGGAUAGUGGUGGCUGUGGGGAUAGUGGUGGCUGUGGGGAUAGUGGUGGCUGUGGGGAUAGUGGUGGCUGUGGGGAUAGUGGUGGCUGUGGGGAUAGUGGUGGCUGUGGGGAUAGUGGUGGCUGUGGGGAUAGUGGUGGCUGUGGGGAUAGUGGUGGCUGUGGGGAUAGUGGUGGCUGUGGGGAUAGUGGUGGCUGUGGGGAUAGUGGUGGCUGUGGGGAUAGUGGUGGCUGUGGGGAUAGUGGUGGCUGUGGGGAUAGUGGUGGCUGUGGGGAUAGUGGUGGCUGUGGGGAUAGUGGUGGCUGUGGGGAUAGUGGUGGCUGUGGGGAUAGUGGUGGCUGUGGGGAUAGUGGUGGCUGUGGGGAUAGUGGUGGCUGUGGGGAUAGUGGUGGCUAGUGGUGGCUUGGUGGCUGUGGGGAUAGUGGUGGCUGUGGGGAUAGUGGUGGCUGUGGGGAUAGUGGUGGCUGUGGGGAUAGUGGUGGCUGUGGGGAUAGUGGUGGCUGUGGGGAUAGUGGUGGCUGUGGGGAUAGUGGUGGCUGUGGGGAUAGUGGUGGCUGUGGGGAUAGUGGUGGCUGUGGGGAUAGUGGUGGCUGUGGGGAUAGUGGUGGCUGUGGGGAUAGUGGUGGCUGUGGGGAUAGUGGUGGCUGUGGGGAUAGUGGUGGCUGUGGGGAUAGUGGUGGCUGUGGGGAUAGUGGUGGCUGUGGGGAUAGUGGUGGCUGUGGGGAUAGUGGUGGCUGUGGGGAUAGUGGUGGCUGUGGGGAUAGUGGUGGCUGUGGGGAUAGUGGUGGCUGUGGGGAUAGUGGUGGCUGUGGGGAUAGUGGUGGCUGUGGGGAUAGUGGUGGCUGUGGGGAUAGUGGUGGCUGUGGGGAUAGUGGUGGCUGUGGGGAUAGUGGUGGCUGUGGGGAUAGUGGUGGCUGUGGGGAUAGUGGUGGCUGUGGGGAUAGUGGUGGCUGUGGGGAUAGUGGUGGCUGUGGGGAUAGUGGUGGCUGUGGGGAUAGUGGUGGCUGUGGGGAUAGUGGUGGCUGUGGGGAUAGUGGUGGCUGUGGGGAUAGUGGUGGCUGUGGGGAUAGUGGUGGCUGUGGGGAUAGUGGUGGCUGUGGGGAUAGUGGUGGCUGUGGGGAUAGUGGUGGCUGUGGGGAUAGUGGUGGCUGUGGGGAUAGUGGUGGCUGUGGGGAUAGUGGUGGCUGUGGGGAUAGUGGUGGCUGUGGGGAUAGUGGUGGCUGUGGGGAUAGUGGUGGCUGUGGGGAUAGUGGUGGCUGUGGGGAUAGUGGUGGCUGUGGGGAUAGUGGUGGCUGUGGGGAUAGUGGUGGCUGUGGGGAUAGUGGUGGCUGUGGGGAUAGUGGUGGCUGUGGGGAUAGUGGUGGCUGUGGGGAUAGUGGUGGCUGUGGGGAUAGUGGUGGCUGUGGGGAUAGUGGUGGCUGUGGGGAUAGUGGUGGCUGUGGGGAUAGUGGUGGCUGUGGGGAUAGUGGUGGCUGUGGGGAUAGUGGUGGCUGUGGGGAUAGUGGUGGCUGUGGGGAUAGUGGUGGCUGUGGGGAUAGUGGUGGCUGUGGGGAUAGUGGUGGCUGUGGGGAUAGUGGUGGCUGUGGGGAUAGUGGUGGCUGUGGGGAUAGUGGUGGCUGUGGGGAUAGUGGUGGCUGUGGGGAUAGUGGUGGCUGUGGGGAUAGUGGUGGCUGUGGGGAUAGUGGUGGCUGUGGGGAUAGUGGUGGCUGUGGGGAUAGUGGUGGCUGUGGGGAUAGUGGUGGCUGUGGGGAUAGUGGUGGCUGUGGGGAUAGUGGUGGCUGUGGGGAUAGUGGUGGCUGUGGGGAUAGUGGUGGCUGUGGGGAUAGUGGUGGCUGUGGGGAUAGUGGUGGCUGUGGGGAUAGUGGUGGCUGUGGGGAUAGUGGUGGCUGUGGGGAUAGUGGUGGCUGUGGGGAUAGUGGUGGCUGUGGGGAUAGUGGUGGCUGUGGGGAUAGUGGUGGCUGUGGGGAUAGUGGUGGCUGUGGGGAUAGUGGUGGCUGUGGGGAUAGUGGUGGCUGUGGGGAUAGUGGUGGCUGUGGGGAUAGUGGUGGCUGUGGGGAUAGUGGUGGCUGUGGGGAUAGUGGUGGCUGUGGGGAUAGUGGUGGCUGUGGGGAUAGUGGUGGCUGUGGGGAUAGUGGUGGCUGUGGGGAUAGUGGUGGCUGUGGGGAUAGUGGUGGCUGUGGGGAUAGUGGUGGCUGUGGGGAUAGUGGUGGCUGUGGGGAUAGUGGUGGCUGUGGGGAUAGUGGUGGCUGUGGGGAUAGUGGUGGCUGUGGGGAUAGUGGUGGCUGUGGGGAUAGUGGUGGCUGUGGGGAUAGUGGUGGCUGUGGGGAUAGUGGUGGCUGUGGGGAUAGUGGUGGCUGUGGGGAUAGUGGUGGCUGUGGGGAUAGUGGUGGCUGUGGGGAUAGUGGUGGCUGUGGGGAUAGUGGUGGCUGUGGGGAUAGUGGUGGCUGUGGGGAUAGUGGUGGCUGUGGGGAUAGUGGUGGCUGUGGGGAUAGUGGUGGCUGUGGGGAUAGUGGUGGCUGUGGGGAUAGUGGUGGCUGUGGGGAUAGUGGUGGCUGUGGGGAUAGUGGUGGCUGUGGGGAUAGUGGUGGCUGUGGGGAUAGUGGUGGCUGUGGGGAUAGUGGUGGCUGUGGGGAUAGUGGUGGCUGUGGGGAUAGUGGUGGCUGUGGGGAUAGUGGUGGCUGUGGGGAUAGUGGUGGCUGUGGGGAUAGUGGUGGCUGUGGGGAUAGUGGUGGCUGUGGGGAUAGUGGUGGCUGUGGGGAUAGUGGUGGCUGUGGGGAUAGUGGUGGCUGUGGGGAUAGUGGUGGCUGUGGGGAUAGUGGUGGCUGUGGGGAUAGUGGUGGCUGUGGGGAUAGUGGUGGCUGUGGGGAUAGUGGUGGCUGUGGGGAUAGUGGUGGCUGUGGGGAUAGUGGUGGCUGUGGGGAUAGUGGUGGCUGUGGGGAUAGUGGUGGCUGUGGGGAUAGUGGUGGCUGUGGGGAUAGUGGUGGCUGUGGGGAUAGUGGUGGCUGUGGGGAUAGUGGUGGCUGUGGGGAUAGUGGUGGCUGUGGGGAUAGUGGUGGCUGUGGGGAUAGUGGUGGCUGUGGGGAUAGUGGUGGCUGUGGGGAUAGUGGUGGCUGUGGGGAUAGUGGUGGCUGUGGGGAUAGUGGUGGCUGUGGGGAUAGUGGUGGCUGUGGGGAUAGUGGUGGCUGUGGGGAUAGUGGUGGCUGUGGGGAUAGUGGUGGCUGUGGGGAUAGUGGUGGCUGUGGGGAUAGUGGUGGCUGUGGGGAUAGUGGUGGCUGUGGGGAUAGUGGUGGCUGUGGGGAUAGUGGUGGCUGUGGGGAUAGUGGUGGCUGUGGGGAUAGUGGUGGCUGUGGGGAUAGUGGUGGCUGUGGGGAUAGUGGUGGCUGUGGGGAUAGUGGUGGCUGUGGGGAUAGUGGUGGCUGUGGGGAUAGUGGUGGCUGUGGGGAUAGUGGUGGCUGUGGGGAUAGUGGUGGCUGUGGGGAUAGUGGUGGCUGUGGGGAUAGUGGUGGCUGUGGGGAUAGUGGUGGCUGUGGGGAUAGUGGUGGCUGUGGGGAUAGUGGUGGCUGUGGGGAUAGUGGUGGCUGUGGGGAUAGUGGUGGCUGUGGGGAUAGUGGUGGCUGUGGGGAUAGUGGUGGCUGUGGGGAUAGUGGUGGCUGUGGGGAUAGUGGUGGCUGUGGGGAUAGUGGUGGCUGUGGGGAUAGUGGUGGCUGUGGGGAUAGUGGUGGCUGUGGGGAUAGUGGUGGCUGUGGGGAUAGUGGUGGCUGUGGGGAUAGUGGUGGCUGUGGGGAUAGUGGUGGCUGUGGGGAUAGUGGUGGCUGUGGGGAUAGUGGUGGCUGUGGGGAUAGUGGUGGCUGUGGGGAUAGUGGUGGCUGUGGGGAUAGUGGUGGCUGUGGGGAUAGUGGUGGCUGUGGGGAUAGUGGUGGCUGUGGGGAUAGUGGUGGCUGUGGGGAUAGUGGUGGCUGUGGGGAUAGUGGUGGCUGUGGGGAUAGUGGUGGCUGUGGGGAUAGUGGUGGCUGUGGGGAUAGUGGUGGCUGUGGGGAUAGUGGUGGCUGUGGGGAUAGUGGUGGCUGUGGGGAUAGUGGUGGCUGUGGGGAUAGUGGUGGCUGUGGGGAUAGUGGUGGCUGUGGGGAUAGUGGUGGCUGUGGGGAUAGUGGUGGCUGUGGGGAUAGUGGUGGCUGUGGGGAUAGUGGUGGCUGUGGGGAUAGUGGUGGCUGUGGGGAUAGUGGUGGCUGUGGGGAUAGUGGUGGCUGUGGGGAUAGUGGUGGCUGUGGGGAUAGUGGUGGCUGUGGGGAUAGUGGUGGCUGUGGGGAUAGUGGUGGCUGUGGGGAUAGUGGUGGCUGUGGGGAUAGUGGUGGCUGUGGGGAUAGUGGUGGCUGUGGGGAUAGUGGUGGCUGUGGGGAUAGUGGUGGCUGUGGGGAUAGUGGUGGCUGUGGGGAUAGUGGUGGCUGUGGGGAUAGUGGUGGCUGUGGGGAUAGUGGUGGCUGUGGGGAUAGUGGUGGCUGUGGGGAUAGUGGUGGCUGUGGGGAUAGUGGUGGCUGUGGGGAUAGUGGUGGCUGUGGGGAUAGUGGUGGCUGUGGGGAUAGUGGUGGCUGUGGGGAUAGUGGUGGCUGUGGGGAUAGUGGUGGCUGUGGGGAUAGUGGUGGCUGUGGGGAUAGUGGUGGCUGUGGGGAUAGUGGUGGCUGUGGGGAUAGUGGUGGCUGUGGGGAUAGUGGUGGCUGUGGGGAUAGUGGUGGCUGUGGGGAUAGUGGUGGCUGUGGGGAUAGUGGUGGCUGUGGUGGAUGUGGGAUAUGGUGGCUGUGGGGAUAGUGGUGGCUGUGGGGAUAGUGGUGGCUGUGGGGAUAGUGGUGGCUGUGGGGAUAGUGGUGGCUGUGGGGAUAGUGGUGGCUGUGGGGAUAGUGGUGGCUGUGGGGAUAGUGGUGGCUGUGGGGAUAGUGGUGGCUGUGGGGAUAGUGGUGGCUGUGGGGAUAGUGGUGGCUGUGGGGAUAGUGGUGGCUGUGGGGAUAGUGGUGGCUGUGGGGAUAGUGGUGGCUGUGGGGAUAGUGGUGGCUGUGGGGAUAGUGGUGGCUGUGGGGAUAGUGGUGGCUGUGGGGAUAGUGGUGGCUGUGGGGAUAGUGGUGGCUGUGGGGAUAGUGGUGGCUGUGGGGAUAGUGGUGGCUGUGGGGGGAUGUGGUGGCUUGUGGCUGUGGGGAUAGUGGUGGCUGUGGGGAUAGUGGUGGCUGUGGGGAUAGUGGUGGCUGUGGGGAUAGUGGUGGCUGUGGGGAUAGUGGUGGCUGUGGGGAUAGUGGUGGCUGUGGGGAUAGUGGUGGCUGUGGGGAUAGUGGUGGCUGUGGGGAUAGUGGUGGCUGUGGGGAUAGUGGUGGCUGUGGGGAUAGUGGUGGCUGUGGGGAUAGUGGUGGCUGUGGGGAUAGUGGUGGCUGUGGGGAUAGUGGUGGCUGUGGGGAUAGUGGUGGCUGUGGGGAUAGUGGUGGCUGUGGGGAUAGUGGUGGCUGUGGGGAUAGUGGUGGCUGUGGGGAUAGUGGUGGCUGUGGGGAUAGUGGUGGCUGUGGGGAUAGUGGUGGCUGUGGGGAUAGUGGUGGCGUUGGGGGUGGUGGCUGUGGGGAUAGUGGUGGCUGUGGGGAUAGUGGUGGCUGUGGGGAUAGUGGUGGCUGUGGGGAUAGUGGUGGCUGUGGGGAUAGUGGUGGCUGUGGGGAUAGUGGUGGCUGUGGGGAUAGUGGUGGCUGUGGGGAUAGUGGUGGCUGUGGGGAUAGUGGUGGCUGUGGGGAUAGUGGUGGCUGUGGGGAUAGUGGUGGCUGUGGGGAUAGUGGUGGCUGUGGGGAUAGUGGUGGCUGUGGGGAUAGUGGUGGCUGUGGGGAUAGUGGUGGCUGUGGGGAUAGUGGUGGCUGUGGGGAUAGUGGUGGCUGUGGGGAUAGUGGUGGCUGUGGGGAUAGUGGUGGCUGUGGGGAUAGUGGUGGCUGUGGGGAUAGUGGUGGCUGUGGGGAUAGUGGUGGCUGUGGGGAUAGUGGUGGCUGUGGGGAUAGUGGUGGCUGUGGGGAUAGUGGUGGCUGUGGGGAUAGUGGUGGCUGUGGGGAUAGUGGUGGCUGUGGGGAUAGCGGCCAGGCUGCACACUGGCGACGCGGAGAGGGAACAGUACGAGAGUUUCGCGGAUUUAUACGCGAUUAUAAAGACUACCGAAAAGCUCGAAAAGGCGUACGUCCGCGAUUUGAUCUCCCCUGCGGAUUACGAGCCCGCUUGCGCGAAGCUGAUUGGCCAAUUCCGGACGCUUCGCACCGCGCUACAGAGUGCUGUACCCGAUAUAGAGCGAUUCAUGACAACGUACAAGAUGGAUUGCCUUGCAGCGAAGAAUAGGCUUCUGGUAGCGGGGGUUCCGGCCACGGUGGAGCAUAAAUCAGCUACGGUGGAGAGCGGUAGUGCGACUGUAGCGGUGGCUGAGACGGUGCAACACUUUAUAACAGCCAUGGAUACUGUCAAGCUCAAUAUGCUCGCUGUAGAUCAGGUGCAUCCACUGCUCUCCCUGCUGCUCAACUCCCUCUGCAGCGUGCCCUCCUUACCAGCCGAAUUCGAGGGUCGCACAAAGGAUGCAGCAUCGAUCGUGUGUGAGCCUGGGAUCGAAGUGCAGAUUGGCAUGGCGAGCGGCGUGGGUCCGAUGAUGACGGCGCCGGUAUCGCCGGAAGAGGUGCUUCAAAAGAUGAUGCACGACGGCGUGUUUGAUUCGCUAAAGAACCGGAUCCUUCUCGACCUCAAGCAUAAUGAGGAGCUGCGGCAGUACACGGCUAAGCUGGUGCAGGGCAGCGAAACCCUUUCUGCUCACGAUGCUCGCACGCGGAACCGGCGGGAGCUUUUUGAAGCACUGCGCAAGGAGUUGGAGGCGCCAGUGGUUGAGAAGGCGUCUGGCUUCACGUGGGCCCUCAUGCUCUCGCCUCUCUCAGGAGGUGUGGGGGAGGAAAUCCACUCGCGGGUCGAAGAGACCUUCACUCGCCUGCACGCUGAGAAGGCGGCCAGUGACGCGCUGACACGUGGCAGCGGCAGCGGUGGUGCUGGCGGGAGCUUUGAGGAAGUGGUGAUGGCAGCAGGGGAAGCAACGGGAGAGGCAAUGGCAGCAGUGGCACGGGUUGCAGCAGCGGCGGGUUUUGGGCCGAGGAAAGGCGGGGGUGUUGCUGCUGCUGCUGGGGGAGGGGGUGGGCAAGGAGGAGGGGAAGAGGGUGGGGAAGGAAGUAAAGUUGCUGCUGCGAGUGGUGGAGAGGGGCAGGAUGGGGAAAACGGGGUGGAUGGAGUGGGAGAGGGCGGUGGAGUGAGAGGGUGGGCUGAGGAAUCGCAGAAGUCAGAGGGUAAGACAGAGGUAAAGGCUGAGGUUCAGGCAGACGUGAAGGCGGAGGGGCCUUAUGGUGGGCCUGUGCUGCCUGGAAUCAGGUGUAUGACGGAUAUCACUGGGGAGGAGGAUGAUGCUGCUGCUGCUGGUGCUGCUGGUGCUGCUGGUGACGCUGGCGCUGCUGACGACGCCAGUCGAAAUCGGAGGGACGACACGGGUUCCGAGAUUCGGAUGAGGAGAAACAAGUGGAAUGAGGGGGGAGGAGGUCCAGAAGCCCGAGGGACAGACAGCAGUAGGGAGGGUUACAGGAGGGAUUUAGAUGGAAGCAGACGAUUUAGAGUUGAAGACCCUCCUCCUCCCAGGAGGUCCAAGUUCUCUGCCGAGCAUGGUCAUAGCAAGGAGAGCGGGGCGAGCGCAAGAGGAGAACGGGGUGAGGGUGGUGCUGCAAGGAGGAAGGAGGUGGUGCACAAGGCGCCCGUGAAAGGGCAGCUGGUGAAGGCACAGGGGAAGGAACAACAUCAGGUGAAAGCACGGGGGAAAGAGCAGCAGCAGAAAGUGCAGGGGAAAGAGCAAAAAGAAGCAGGCAAUUCGCAGCAACAGCUGGCAAAGACCAAAGAAGAGCCAAAGAAAUUGCUGCAGCAACAAGUGAAGGGAGAGCAGAGGGUUGAAGGGAAGGGGGUGGAGAAGGAGGUGAAGGUUCAGUCAGUGGCAGCAGCAGCAGGGAAGGAUGAGGCACCACCACAGCAAGCAUUGCAGCUGCUCAUAGGGAAACGACCCAGCAAACGGAAAGCGGAAGAAGAGGAGGAUACACCAGAGAUUUUUAUCGACCGGGAUCCGAAAACGUUUGCCGUGUUGCUGAACUUCUUGCGGUCCGGUGUACUUAAUAUUCCCUCUGGCGUUACCGUUGAUGCGGUACUUAGCGACGCGGACUAUCUCGGCCUGCUGGACGCGGUUAAGGGAGCGCUCCUGCCGCCGACUUUGGACGCCAAUGAGAUGCACAGAGUGAGUGGUUUGGAAUCGCCUCGGAACACAGGAGGUACGUUAGCUGCUGGAAUUGUACCCUUGGCGGUUAAGGGAGCGCUCCUGCCGCCGGCUCUGGACUAUAAUGAGAUGCACAAGACGUCCGUUCUUCGCCCCAACGUGGGCCCUGCUGACGUGUGCACGGCCCUGGCCGCGCAUGAAGACGGCUCUGUUGACGUGGCACAUGGCGCCCGGGUGACGUGUUAUGACUGGAUGCUGCGUCACACCGCCACCAUCAUCACCGAUCUUCCCCAGGUGGACACCAUAUGUCGGCUGUCAGAGUCUCGGAUCAUCGUGGGGGGCGGCAAGGGCUGCUACCAUCUGCCCAUCUACGACACACGGGGUUACGACAACACAUCAAACACACUGCGCACAUUUGACGAAGAUCAUUUCACAUUGGCCUUUCCUUUCUCCUAUGGCUCUUCCAAUGCUGCCUACCCCUCGCAUUCCCCUUACUCCUCCCCCUACUGCUCGUCCCUCUCAAACUCUCAAACCACAUACGGUUCUCCUGCCACCCUCCCAUCCCUCUCCCCCUCCUCCCUCUCAUCCUACACUCCCUCCCCCUUAACCCUGAACCAACCCGCCCCUUCCUCCUCCAUCUCCCCAAUCAUCCUCCCCCAAUCCGCCUCCCACUACCCAACCCCCACAGCCAACCCCCUCUACUCCCCCCCUCUCCAUCCAUCCCUCCUCCCCUCAUCCUCCCCGUUCCCCUCCCCCUACUCUCCAUUCCCGCCAACCUGCAAAAUCGGCUCAGUGGUUCUAAGAGGCGCCUCCCAUCCAUCUUUCCGCUCCAUAGUCCAAUCCGACCGCUUUCUAUUCGUGGCGAGCCUGAGAAAGACCCUCGGGGUGGAGUGGGGGGUGGGGAAGGCGGUGGGGGUGGUGGAUCGGGGCACACUGCAGAGCGUGGGGGAGGCCGGGCCGGCGCCCAUCACCACCAGGCGCAUGGGCGGCCCUGAUAAGCUCCAGUGGCUGUCUUCCCGGAACCUUCUCAUGGUCGCGCGCCGAUACACCCGUGAGUCGAUCUCUUCUGACAUGUGGCGUACUCUGAUUGACUCUAGCGUUCAGGGAGGCUCCGAAGGUCCAUCCUACUUGCGCCUGUGGGACCCGCGCUGCAACCAGCUGGUGUGGGACUGGCGUGAGUUUGACGAUCCACAGCCCUCCCUCGUCCCCUCCGACCGCUGGUGUGCCCUCUGCGAUGCUACAGCUUGUGAAGACCUGUCUUUGCUCCUCAAAGCCUCCCCUUCUGCCCCGGACUCCUCCUCCCGCCUCUCCGCUUUCGAUCUGAGGAAACUACCGCUGCCAGGGACUGGGAAUAAGCCUACUGCUUGUGUUUCUGUUCCUAGUGGUGCUGGUGGUGCGGUUCAGAUGGGUUCUGGCGGGUUAGGGCUUGCAGGUGAUGAUGGUGCUGGUGGUUUUUAUGUUGGCGGGGGUGGCACCGGAAGCAGUGUUGGCACUGCAGCAGCAGCAGCAGCAGGAGGUUUAGGGUUAUCAAGUACAGGCGCAGCAACAGAUAGCUCAACAAGUAGUAGCAAUAGAGGCUUCGGAAACAUCUACCGCCCAGCAGCAGUAUCCGGGCCUGUGCCAGUAGCAGGAGGACCCACUCCCUCCAUAGGGCAAGACAGCUGGACCGUCAUGCAAUGGCAAUCCCCUGACUCGCUCCGGAUCGGAGGAACGAGCCUGCAACGAGACUCGGGCAGGGUGGAAACGAGCACGAUUCGCCUGCUCGUCGUCCCGGGCAGGUCGCAGAUUGUUUGCAACCGCUGCCCGUCGCUGGAGGUGUGGACUCCGGUCAGCAACCCGUUUGUGCCGGUUGCCACAGGCAGGCUGUCUAGAUGGGCUUCUUUAGACGAGGAGAAGUUGGGGAGUUUCCUCUCAGUGGGCGGGGGACUGGGAGGGAUAGGGGAAACAGGAGGGAUUGGGAGAGUUGGAGUAGGGGGAGGUGGGGGAGGAGGGAGAGGGGAUGAUGGGUUGGGUGGGUACCCAAGAGGGGCUUUGACUCCUGGUUCUCUUUCCGCUGCGGCUGCGGCUGCAAGGGGGUUUGAACCACCACCUGUAGAUGGUACAGGAGCGCGGUAUACAGGGGAUGAAGUGGCUGCUGCGGGGAGCAUUCCCCUUCCACAUCUCCCCCCGCGUCCGCUCGCCGCGCAACAUCAAGCAGAUCCCCUUCUCUCGAACCCCCCGCGCCCGCCAGUGCAUUACCCGCGCCACAUGCGCCAAGGGGCCCCCUCCGCGUACCUUCACCCGCACCCCUCCGCCGCGACGCACUCUCCCGCCGCUCCCGCGCACACAUCCCCCUCCUCGCACAGCUUUGCGUCCGCGCACCUCCCUCCUGCGCACGCGUACGGCUCCGCGCUCCCCCAUCCCCCCACACUCCCCCAUUCCUCUGCCCUCCCCAACCCCCCCUCACUCCCCCAUUCCUCCGCCAUUCCCCACCCCCCGGCGCCUUCCUCCAACCCUGCGGGCCCAGCCGCCCCUCCCCACGCUUCCCCUGCGCCGCAGCCGGCGCAGCGCGUGAUGCCACUACCACCAGCAGCAACACCACCACCACCAAUCCGAGCAGCAGCUGCAGCAGCAGCAGCAGCAGCAGCAGCAGCAGCAGCAGCAGCAGCAGCAGCAGCAGCAGCAGCAGCAGCAGCAGCAGCAGCAGCAGCAGCAGCAGCAGCAGCAGCAGCAGCAGCAGCAGCAGCAGCAGCAGCAGCAGCAGCAGCAGCAGCAGCAGCAGCAGCAGCAGCAGCAGCAGCAGCAGCAGCAGCAGCAGCAGCAGCAGCAGCAGCAGCAGCAGCAGUCACACCAAAACCAGCAGCAGCUGCGGCAGCAAGAAGCACAGUACGCAUUACAGCAGCGGCAGACAAAGAAAGAGCUCAAGAGGAAAUUGGACCAGCUCACUUCAGUGGUGGAAGAUGUGAGUUUACGGAACUUUGA
Molecule: messenger RNA, 21234 nt
Organism: Closterium sp. Yama58-4
Lineage: Eukaryota; Viridiplantae; Streptophyta; Zygnematophyceae; Desmidiales; Closteriaceae
Source: the annotation of a GenBank genome assembly